ACGCUCCUGUUUGUUUUCCCAUAAUUCAGAGAGACAGAAAUCUGGUUGUUUUUCAAUAAGUCAUAAAUAACUCUGUGUGCAUUAAAGAUAAUCGUUAGGGUGCUGUGCGUUUUUAUAUUCUGUUAAGGUAACACAAUCUGUGUUAAAUGAAUUGAGCUGUUGGAAGGAUGUGUUCUCAUAGAGACGCACGAGGAGCAUGUCACUGAUCCUGUUUGCCUUCGUUGUCCGGAUCAGGGAUGGGCUCCCUCUCUCUGCCUCCACUGAUUUCCUGCAUAACAAGGAGCUUCAGGAGAGAAAGCAGCAGCUGAAAGUGAUGUCUAAAUCUUUAAACAUAUUACCAGAGAGAGGCAUCAUCAAGGGCCAUGAGCUCAACAUUUACUUCCUCUCAUCCAAGGGUGUGUCCUACAUGACCGUAUGUGCAUGCGGUCUCCCUGCAGCCAUGGCCUUCUGUUUCUUGGACGAUUUGUGCUGGGAGUUCACAGCAUGCUUUGACAGCUCAGCGGUGGCCCUGGCAAGCAGGCCGUACCCGUUUUUGGAGUUUGACAGUACCAUUCAAAAACUUCAGCACCAUUAUAAUCAGAAUAAAGGUCCAUCUCUGGAAGUAACCCUGGUCGAGGUGCAGGAAGAGCUCAGCACCAGCCCUCCUCAGGUUCUUACCAUGGGGGAUGUGACGCUGGCCAACGGAGUAGCCAAUGGGCAUGUGGACCAAACAACUGCGUCAGGACAAAAUCAAAGAUUGGAACCAGUCUCAGCUCCUGGAAUCCUCUCAUUGGUUCUUAACAUCAUGUGUGCUGCCCUUAACCUUAUACGUGGUGUCCACCUCAUUGAAUACACCUUUCAGGAUGAUUAUGAUAGUUUAUGGAAUGUGCUUGCGUUUCUUGUGGCAUUUGUCUGCUGUGUUUGUCAGUGUCAUCUGUACUUGUUCCACACCUGCCAGAAGAAGUUGAAAGCCAUCACUCUCCUGAUUCUCAUCAUCUUAUGCAAUGCUUUUCUCUUCGAUGUGAGGAACAUCUGGCAGCUGGUCUUCCACAUGUCCGUGGCCUGCAUCUCCACCCUGCUCACCCUCCACCGAAAACUGCUGGACAGAAACACGGACUGUGGGGUAUGAGAACUUCAGGGUAACAUAGGGUAAGAUACCAGCAGCCCAGAGGAUAAUAUCACAUACUGUACAGUAUGUGCGAUAUUGGAGUGCAAUGGGUUUUUUACAGGGGUUUUUUCAUUAAAUUGAUGCGUAUCAAUUGUAGACGGUGUAUUUUGAAUGUAAUAUGGAGAAAGUGAUAAACAGACAUGAAGUAGGGAUUAAGUUCGCUGCAUUGCUUGUGGUAAAUUAAUUAAUUUAUUGGCUGCAAACUAAAAUAAACUUAUGAACGUUUCAGUUAAUUUAAAAAAGGAUUAUCAUUCCAAAGACUAUAAAUAUGAGGUUAUUUCAUCACUUAUCAGAAGUUCACAUAUAAUAUUCUUAACGUAAUACAGACAUUUUACAAAUGUUUAUCUUUUGUCAACACACAGUGGGAUUCAAGUCUUAAUCUUUGACCUGGGAUUAAAAAUCUUAAAACAUUAACAUGGAUCAAUAGGUUUUGCAUGAACUUUUGGAGUCUGUGGUCAAGUACAUGCUUUUCUUUAAAGUGAUUAUUGAAAUUCUAAAAUGUGUUCAUUUUUACUCUGUUAUGCUGAUACAUUUUAAAAAUUAAAAAAAAAAAACUUUUCCAUUAGAAAAAAUGCAGAGACCUUUAAGUCUUACUGUACAUUUUAUCAGUGGUUUACGGAACUUGGUUUACAUAUUAAUAUGUAAUUCCUUUAUUUGCACUAAAGUACUCAAAAUAGACUAAACUUCUAGACUUUGUUGAAAGUUAUAUUUGCAGCAGAUAGUAUUAUUAUUUGAUUGAGUAAAAACGUUUAUUCCAGGACUCAUUUGAGGUUAAUUCCUCCGUUAUGAUUCAGAACGGUAUGUUUAAAAUAACAAGGAUGUGUCUUAUAUUUUAUACUGAUACGGACUGUUAAGCGGCUAUGGUUUGUACGCUACAUUUUGGUCCAUUAAUUGCAGAUGUCAUGCACUUGCUCAAGCAAUUCCACAAGCGUAAUCACCAUAAGCAAUCAAUAUUAAAUCUCUGUUCAAGUAAAUCAGAAACAGUUUAGAGUAGACAAGUAAUUUGAUUUUAUUUUCUGAAUCAUAGUCACAUUCCUGAAUAUUUCAGAAUUUUUACAAGCAAGCUUGCAGAAAUUGAAUUGAACGUCAUCUUUUUGUAUCAGCAACAGCUUUCAUGUCCAAUUUCUGUUCUAGUGUUUUAAUAUGUUUGGGAUAACAUUUAUUGCAGUGGUAAGAUACUGUAUGCUCAUGCCUUAUACAAAAUGAAUGCUGCUGUCCAAACAGAGGAGUGAGAAUGUAUGUUUGAUCAUUUUGUAGAAAUUGUUGACACUAAUAUGUAACGUUAAUGUACUAAGGGCUCUGUUUCUGUUAACUAAUUUCUGGGUUUUCUUCUCAACAAAGCUUGAUAAAGCGAAAGAACCAGUAAAUCAUGGUUUAGUUAUUUUAGAUUUUUAGUCGUAAUUGGCAUUUAAAUGAAUUGAUAUUGGUGCCCUCAGCUUUUUAAAUGGAUACAUAUUUACUCACUCCUCAGUUAAUACAUGGAGUAAUGUGUUUAUUCAAACAAUGAAAUAUGUAUUUUUGUAAUGAUAAUGUAGUUUUUUAUGUUUGUAGAUACAGUAUAUGGGGAAAUUAGUGUUUAGUUGCACAAAGGAUAAUUUAUGUAGACAUUUGUAUAUCAUGUUCUUUUUACAUUUUUAAAACCUGUCAGUGAUUUAUAUUGUUGCACGUGCUCGAGGUUGUUGCUUAAAAACUUAAAAAGCACUUGUGAUAAUUGCAGCUUGAAACCACUAUUGUCUUACAUUAACUGAAGCAUUUAAUUUAUAAAUAUGUCUAGAACUUACUACUUAAAGUGUUUCCCUAUAUACAAUAUUGAACCUGCCUACUAGUUUGUUGUCAAUUAUUUUGAGCUAGUGAAUUGGGUUUGUUGCACUAGAGUUUCAUUACAAUAUUACCUGCUACCAUCAUGAACCUCCAGCAACCAAAUAAGAGUCUCCUAAAAUGAUUUUUAAAAGUGAAAACUGUUUCCAUGUUCUUUGUUUUUUGCUAAAUGACUUUUAUGAGAAUAAUAUAAAAUAACAGCUGAUAAGAA
Triplophysa rosa is the source of this 3176-nucleotide messenger RNA. RefSeq names its product SEC22 homolog C, vesicle trafficking protein (gene sec22c). Lineage: Eukaryota; Metazoa; Chordata; Actinopteri; Cypriniformes; Nemacheilidae. The record is from RefSeq and is a predicted model, not a curated record. Gene Ontology annotation, biological process: endoplasmic reticulum to Golgi vesicle-mediated transport. The transcript has 7 exons. The coding region runs from base 197 to 1108 and encodes 303 amino acids.